This is a messenger RNA of Capronia epimyces CBS 606.96, 1044 nucleotides long. RefSeq lists its product as uncharacterized. The record is from RefSeq and is a predicted model, not a curated record. The transcript has a single exon. Lineage: Eukaryota; Fungi; Ascomycota; Eurotiomycetes; Chaetothyriales; Herpotrichiellaceae. The coding region runs from base 1 to 1044 and encodes 347 amino acids.
AUGCAGACUCAAACUCGAACUCGAUAUCUGACCUCGCUGCUCUCAAUCCUGUUGCUUCUAUUAACACCACGUCUGGCCGGGGCCACCUGCUACUGGCAAAACAGCACCCUUGCGCCUGAUGACCCAUACUCGAUCGCGCCAGAUGACACGGCGUGCUUCCCAGAGCAAGAGAAUUCGCCUUGUUGCGGUACAGGCUGGACGUGUCUCUCGGACGGCGUGUGCUAUAUCGAACAAGAAGGCUCGUCGUUUUACUAUCGAGGAACAUGUACAGACCGCACCUGGGACAGCCAGCAGUGUCCAGGAUGGUGUUUCGCGCAAAACUCGAACACUUCCAUCCCACUGAUCAAGUGUGAUUCGGAGCAAGAUUGGUAUUGCUGCCCGGGAGAUCCGGACUGCAGCUGCAGCAGCGGGAAAGACGCGGUCAAACUCGGCGACGACCAACCAAGCACAAUCACCGUGAUCGGAAGCACAAGCUGGCCAGGCUUCACCAGCACCACCACUCCCUUUACCGCAAGUCCUUUGGUAUCUGUUGGCACCAGUACAGGCAGCAGCACUGGGGCCGCAAUCACCAGUGAAUUUGCAGCGACAUCUACCCCAUCCACCCAGUCGUCCAAAGGAUCUAGCACAGCCGGCGCUGCUGCGGCCUCGGCGACGCCAGCCAGUCCUUCAUCAUCCAGCGGCGGCGGCGGCUCCAGCCACUCGGGUCUCGCGGCAGGACUGGGGGCCGGACUGGGGGCCGGCGCCGUCCUCGUCGGCGCUCUCUGUUUUUUCCUCAUAUGGUCUCGUCGUCGUCGGCGGCGAAAUGCUGCUGCCAAUGCAGGAGGCCUCCUGUACAGUGGGAUUCCGGGAAAUGAGUACAAGGGCCAGCCGUCCUAUACGUCAUCGCACCCGUCGGGAUACCAGGACGAGCAGUUCCCGGUUGGAGGAAGUCGAGGCAUUGGCAGGCCUGAACUGGCUGGCGCGGGGGAACAUGACCGGUCUGAGUUGCCAGCCGUGGUGAAGUUGCCAGCCGUGGUGAAUAGAGCGGAACUCAACGGUUCGUGA